AUGGCUCUGUGCUGCGCGCCGCGGCUGCCGCGCCGGGCCCUGCGGCCUCGCAGCGCGCUCCUGAGCAGCCUGCGCGGGGGGCAGCGCGGCCCGCGGCCGGAGCACACCGCGGCCGAGGAGAGAAAGGCCCGGCAGGGCCAUGGCCCGGCGGGCAACCGCUGGGAGGAGAGGUUGGCAAAUGCAGUAACUCCAUUGUGGAGACUUCCCUAUCAAGAGCAGCUGCAGGUAAAGUAUGAAAGCCAGAGGAAGCAUUUGCAGACGCUCACAUCUCAUCUUGAGGAGCUGGGCACAGAUGUGCAGGAGCUGUGCUGUCCUCUGCAGCCUGUGGUCCCUUCGCCCAUCGUUAACGGCUACCGGAACAAAUCGACUUUCUCUGUGAACCAAGGCCCAGAUGGCAACCCCAAAACUGUGGGGCUGUAUGUGGGAACUGGCAGAGCAAGAAAUAUUGUCUGUGUGAAAGCCAACCACCUGGAGAACAUACCCUCAAAACACAAACAGGUAGCCCAGUGCUAUGAGGAGUUCAUCCGUUGCUCCCCCCUGGAGCCCUGCAUCCUGUUCUCCGAAGGCGGGCACUGGCGGGAGCUCGUGGUGCGCACCAGCAGCCGUGGCCACACCAUGGCCAUCGUCACCUUCCACCCCCAGGAGCUGGGCCAGGAGGCUCUGGCUGCUCACAAAGCAUCACUCAAGGAGUUCUUCACGUGUGGGCCUGGAACAGUCUGUGCCUUGACUUCACUUUACUUCCAAGAGAGCACCAUGACACGCUGCUCCCACGAGCAGUCCCCCUUCCAGCUCCUCCAUGGACAACCUCACAUCUUUGAGGAAGUGCUGGGCCUCAAGUUUCGCAUCUCUCCUGAUGCCUUUUUCCAAGUGAACACGGGAGGAGCAGAAGUUCUGUACCAGGCAGUUGGGGAGCUGAGUCAGGUUGAUGGGGACACCACCCUCCUCGACAUCUGCUGUGGAACAGGCACAAUUGGUCUCACUCUGGCUCACCAAGUGUCCAAGAUUAUUGGUAUUGAGGUGGUGGAGAAGGCAAUAGAGGAUGCCAGGUGGAAUGCUGCAUUCAAUGGAAUUUCCAACUGUGAGUUUCACAGUGGCAAGGCAGAGGCUGUGUUACCACAACUCCUGGCGUCGUGGGAGGCUGCUCAGCCCCUGGUUGCUGUGGUGAACCCCUCUCGGGCUGGGCUGCAUCACAGGGUUGUACGAGCCAUCCGAAACUGCAGAUCCAUCCAGAAGCUCAUCUACAUCUCCUGCAAGCCAGAGGGUGAAGCCAUGAGGAACUUCCUUGAGCUGUGCUGCCCACCUGACCCAGGGAAGAAGCUGGCAGGAAAGCCAUUUGCCCCCACAUUGGCUGUACCUUUCGACCUGUUUCCUCACACUGCUCAUUGUGAGCUGGUGCUGCUGUUCACCCGCUGACACGGAGGCCCUUGGGGAGCAACCUCCUACUGCCCUGGAGACUGGAGCAGUCAGGAUUGCAACUUACUUUCCUGAAAGCUGUGUCAAAAUAAAGAGUUUGGCUUUUGCUCUGA
Molecule: messenger RNA, 1526 nt
Organism: Colius striatus (speckled mousebird)
Lineage: Eukaryota; Metazoa; Chordata; Aves; Coliiformes; Coliidae
Gene: TRMT2B
Product: tRNA methyltransferase 2 homolog B
Exons: 12
Coding region: 1-1413 (470 amino acids)
Biological process (GO): RNA processing
Molecular function (GO): tRNA (uracil(54)-C5)-methyltransferase activity, S-adenosyl methionine-dependent
Source: RefSeq, a predicted model, not a curated record